Molecule: messenger RNA, 2849 nt
Organism: Hyposmocoma kahamanoa
Lineage: Eukaryota; Metazoa; Arthropoda; Insecta; Lepidoptera; Cosmopterigidae
Exons: 18
Coding region: 49-2409 (786 amino acids)
Biological process (GO): proteolysis
Molecular function (GO): serine-type endopeptidase activity
Source: RefSeq, a predicted model, not a curated record
GAGACUUCAAAGACUUCAACGGUCAAACUUAGAGACAGACCAAACAAAAUGCCUUACAGAAGGAUUGUGGAGUACUUUCCUCAUUCGGUACAACCUGAAUCUGGUGCUUUAAAACUAACAAUGAAACCGACUAAGAGGAUACAGAAACAACUUGGCAAGCAAGUCGCAUUCUACGCCUAUGAGUGGAGUAACAGAAGAGCCUUGGUGGAUGCGGGUCCCGUAGUUUAUAUUCCCGACAUUGAAUGGACAAGAGUUUGGGAUCUACCGAAUGCAACUUCGACUGCAACAUCCUACACUACUUCUACAACAACGUCCGACACAAAUUUAACAACAGCGUUUAUAUCUUUAAAAACAACGUUCAAUACAACUUCGAAAACGACGUCCGACACAACUUCGACAACAAUAUUCGACAAAACUUCGACAACAACGUCUGACACAACGUCGACAACAACGUCGGGCACAACUUUGACAACAACAUCCGAUACUACUUCGACAACAAUGUCCGGCGCAACAUCAACCACACUGACAAUCAUACCUACAAUUUUGUCUACAUUUUUGUUGUUUCUGACCUCCAAAGAGCUGGAAUCAAAAUCGAGAUCAAUAAUUGGACCUAGUCCGACAAUAGGAUCUCCAUCAACUCUAUCAGAAUUUGAACCUGAAAAAGAAAUAAGCUACGUAGCGACUACAGAUACAAUACAAACAAUAGCUGACAAUCUUCCUGACGUGAUAGACGCGACCGUCCCUCAUUUUGAUUUCACCAACAAUGUGUCUAAAGCGACAACUACAACAACUAAUGCACCAAUAGAUUCUCAUGUUAUUUUUCAUAAUAUCGAUAAAGAUACAUCAAGACCAAUUGAAACCAAGUCUACCCACCACCUAGAGUCAAAGGAUGACUACCCAGCCAGAUUGGUGUAUCCACCUAUAGAUCCAGGAAUGCAAAAUCCGAAAAAGGUGGAUUUUCUUUAUUCUGAAGAAGAUGUUGAUAACGAUGCCUCAGUUUUAAGACCAGAAGACGAUCAAUACACCUUUGUGGCAUUGCUUGACGUUGUGUUCACUAACGGCUAUAAAAAGUCUUGUACAGGAGCUAUUGUGCAUGACAAUAUCGUCGUCACUGCAGCGCACUGCUUCUCAGUUGCCAACAAUGAAUAUUUACAACCGGAGCUCACAAUGUCUUUUGUAGUGAUUGGAAGUAAAAUUAUGUUUGAUACAGGAUAUGAACAAUAUCUACCUAUAGAGAGAGUUGUUACCCACCCAAGUUUCAAAGGGUGGACUGCCGAUUUAGCACUAGUGUUGACAUUUGCUGGAAUGACGUCAGACAAACCUGGUCACAUUAUACGAUUACUCAAUACGCCGUCUACUGCCGUGGAUACUAAUGUAACAGUAAUGAGUUGGGGACGCUGUAAAGAUGAUUUGGAAGACGAAAUUGAGGUGAACGCUCCGCCAGUCAAGCAAGUACCUAAAAAUAAUAAAAACGAGUAUGGAAAAAAAAAGAAGCAUGCAGUUACCAUGAUGUAUCAAUCCAACGAAGAGAAAUAUUCCAGGCAUGACGAACCUCCGAAUUCUUUCAAAGAAAGGGCUAGAGUAGACUCUGCUGAAGUUGAGAAUAAUUUUGCACUAGGAAACGCAGGCUUAACAAGCAACAACGGAAAUGGAAAAUCCUUUCACAUCGACCCCUUGCCAAGAGUAAACACGAGGAUUAACAAUUAUAGUACAAAAAAAAGACGCAGAUUUUUCCCCUAUCUACAAAACUUUGACGCAAGAAAUAUUGAUGCCUUUAAGAGCUGGCGACGUUCCACGGGCAAUGCGCAAAAUAAUUUGACUGUUGAAUCAUUUAGUUUUGUGAACGUGCAAACUUGUUCGAAACUCGUCGAAAGGUCUAUGCCGCCUCUUUACAGGCUAACAAAUAAAAAUGAAGUUAUCUGUUUUGCUAGUGAAGACCAUUACAUCACUAACGAAGACGCGGGAGCACCUGUAGUGCAAGCAGGAAAACUGGUAGGAGUGACUGUUGGGGGCACCGUAUGUGACGGAGAGCACGUCGCUGUUGCUAUGAAAAUCGCUUGCUUUUGUGAAUGGAUGUCUGAACAUCUGCCUAAGUCCAAUUCCAAACCAUUACAAUGCUGCGAGGAAUGUUGCGACGUACGUAAACAAAAUUCAAAUAACAACAUAGCAAGAACGGAAGAAAGUAUUUACCGCAAUCCAAUGAAAAGAGCACGGGUAUUGAUCCCUGUUGGUGGUGUCGGUGGUGAAGACGGGAGAGAUUUUAAUUCACCAGCCGGUGAGCGUCAAUUUGCCGCAGAAGAUAGGCCUGCUGAAGCUAUUUUGGCUUUCAACGGACGAAUACGUGGAGGAUUGCCUAAAUCUGAUCAACGCGGUAACCUACAACUAAUUCAGGGCCUCACUAUGAUGUGAUACAUGCCAUAAAAAUUUUUGAAAGUCCCAACUUUUUACCUAAGAGCUACACACGGUGACUUUUUAGCAGCGAUGCAAACGCGCGUUUUAUCGAUGCAGUCGCGCGCUUGCAUCGCGUUUGCAUCGCUGCUUAUAAUCGCGCGCAUGUGUAAAGGUAGACGAUUAGCGACUGCAUCGAGUUUGUAAUAAAGAAAUUUGUAUGACAAUACAUGGAUAUACUUUCAUAGUAUUAAUUUCCUCGUCAAGCACAUUUUAGUUUAUCGUCACAUAUUCCUCAUGCACUAAAAAAGAUUUGCAUGAUUCUUGUAAAAACCUCUAUUCCGUAGCACAUACCAUUGUAAACAUAAGAUAAACUAUAGAAUAAGAGAAUCAAGAAUAAGAACGACCCAAAACAUAAAAUUUUAAGCUAAGUGUGCUGCAGUCUGUGCCUUUAUUCAUGA